AUGCCUGUUUACUCUGAUGUAGGUCCAAUGGAGUUCAGUGAGACUUACUCUCAGACACCUGAAUUUGAGGAUUCAGAGCCUACUGUGACGGGUCAGAUACUUUUAGCCAUUGCUAGCCUGAGGGACACAGACAAAAAUAGCAUCCAGGCAGCUUCAACUAUGCUGAAUUCACUCUUGAAAAAAGAGAGGAACAAACUGAGGGGAAAGGUGCCAGAAAUCAUUGAUAUUAUUUAUUUCCACCUGCGAGCUAUCCAGGAACCUAGUGCAAGAGAAGUUGCCAUAGGGGCUGUGUGCCUCCUGGCUGAAAAACACACAGAAGAAACUGUUUCAAGCCUUCUGAAACUCUCAUUGCUUUGUGACAGGCAUAUCACUCAAAUCUGGGAAGCCUUGGGCCAAGCUAAACAACCUGUAAGACUCCAGGUUCUUGCCAAGCUUCUCGAAGUGCUGAAAAGGAAACCUUGCCUUAGCGGCGAACGCCCGGGAUCAGAUGGAAAGUUCGCAGACAACUCCUCCCUUCUACCUCUAGCCGCAACAAAGGCCCUGUGCAUAAUAUUUAGGGAUAAAAAGUGCAAAAUCCCUAUGAACAGCUAUUACGUAUCUGUGAUCAUCUUCCUGGUUAUUCAGCUGCACUACUUGAUGAACUGUACAGAUUCCGAACCUGGACAGGAGGACAUAAUCAGAACAUCAAACUACAUAAGCUGCACCAUGGAUGCUUUAAAGGCCUUGGUGAAAAGGCAGAAGGCCCCUCAGGCGUGUUUUACGAGUCUAACAGGAAGCUGGGACCUUUUGGCUUCACCAGAGAACUACCUCGAAGGAGUUCUCCUUCUCGCCAGAGCCCUUGUCAAACAUCAUCAUGGGCUUGACUAUGCAGUAUUUACCAAGGUGAUUCCUCUUCUCCAUCAUGGGGAUGACCAACAGAAGCUGACGGCAAUGGCCUUUUUCACUGCACUUCUUUCGUCUGAAUCCACCUACACGGUGCUACAAAAGCAUUACAUUCUGGGCCUGUUGAAGAACUGGCAGGCUGAUUCAUGUCCAACCUACCGCUGGCUCAGUCUCCAUGGAAUGGGCAAUGUGGCGCGUCAUCUGCAAAACAAGAAAGAGCUCUCCAACCUGCUCCUGGGUAUACUUCCAAGUUUUAACGACACUGAUGAGAAGGUGAUUUUGACAGCUAUGGAGGUCAUAAACAAGAUCGUAACACUCCACAAAAACAAUAUAAACAUGAACAUAUUUGUGAAGAUCGUCAAACAGCUUCAGCCUUUCUUGGCCGACGGGAGACCCAAAAUAACCUGUGCGGCAAACAGGCUGUUUCAAGACAUGAUUAAGAACCUGGAUGUGAAAGAAAAAGCCGCUUUGCAGGACCAGGUUCUCAACAGUAUUGUCACAUUGCUACUGAACCUCCAAGAUCCACAUCUGACUGCGGCUAAGAGUCGUAGAGACAGCUUAAAAGAGUGCAAAGUCUUCUUGGGAUGGACUGCAAAUGACAACCAGGACUCUUGGAGCAUGAUUUGCAAGCACCUUGUUAAGGAACAUCCAGGAAAACUACGGAACUUUCUGGACCAGGCGCAAGACUACACUCAAAGCCCACAAACGUAUACAAGAACUGCAGCCACCAUGUUUAUAGAUUCUAUCUUGGAGCACUUAGAUUCCAGUCCUCUACAAAAGUCAGAAGUGGACUUCCUGAGGCAAGCUUUCAGCUCUUUCCCAUCAGAAGCACAGCGCCCUGUCCCAGUUGUUCCAGAACCAGAAAAAGUACGCAGGUACUGCGCAGACUUGUUCAGAUGUUCCCGCUAUUUCCCAAGAUCUUGUAUUUGAUGCCUGUAUCUGAAGUUAAUAUCCAUCUGAAUAAAGAGCACUGUAUGAAAUUUCAC
Molecule: messenger RNA, 1868 nt
Organism: Lacerta agilis (Sand lizard)
Lineage: Eukaryota; Metazoa; Chordata; Lepidosauria; Squamata; Lacertidae
Product: maestro heat-like repeat-containing protein family member 6
Exons: 15
Coding region: 1-1812 (603 amino acids)
Cellular component (GO): cytoplasm
Source: RefSeq, a predicted model, not a curated record